AGAAGGAUGAAAGCUAAGUGGCUAACUGCAUCUUAGCAAACAGAAGCUAACGGCUCUAAAUGACUUUAAUACCGAGGCUCGUAGGGAAAACACGACCUGCCUGUGGCUACUGGGCAAAAAUGGGCUUCAGGCCAACUUAGUACAUCUGCGCUUUUCUCUGUUCCGGUGAAACGCGCUGCGUUCCCGUCCGUUAACCGGCUGGCUGACCGAGUCCUGUGAGCGGAGUUAGCGCCGAGGAGGAAGAGGGGCAGAAACAAGUCACUGAGGCAGAAAUCAGAGUCUCGGCGCCUCUAGAGGACGGAACGGUGACAUAUGUCGUCUUUGGGGGGAGACUGUGUGUAAUUCGGCUCCAGGCGCGUCGUUUCGAGUUUUAAGAGGCAGCUCGGUGAACCGUUAGAAGGCCGUGAUGUCCGGCGACCAAGCCUCGCCCGGCGGCAGCGGCGGCUCCGCUCUGGUGGCCGAGCUCUCGCUGUCGUUCCGGGAGGAGCUGACGGCGAGCAUUCAGAGCGCGCUCGGCGUGGCCGUGGAAAUCGCGGUGGUCGAGGUGUCCAAACUGGUCGGCCACGCGCUGAGGGACGUGCGCGACCAGAUGCACGAGACCCUCCGGGACAAUAAGGUGCUCGAGUCCCGUCUGCGCGCCGCCGAGACCGAGCUGCGCGCCGUGCGCGAGCGCCUGGCGGAGGCGCAGCGUCAAGCCCAGGUGAUGAUCGCCGUCGAUGCGAGUCUCUCCGCCGGUAGUCGGCUUCAGCCGGUUCACGACCAGGCAAGUGCGCCUGCCGACGUGGAUCUGAGUCCCGAGCGGAUGGCCGAGUGCUUGGCAGACGUUAAACGAAAAUAUGAAGUGGGUGCGUCCCGUGAAGCGAACGGAUAUGAGGGGAGCUCUUUCUGCGAGAUCCGAGAGGACGGACGCGUCUGCACGCAGGACCUGAAGCCAGAUUUACUGACCAAGGAGGAGUCCAGCGCACAUCUGGAGUCCAGCGCACACCAGGAGGCUAAAAGUGAGUUGGCAGGCACAAAAGAUGACCAUCGCAGCAUGCAAGAAAACUCCCAUUUUGAGCAGACAUGUGUGAGACUAGCCAGUGAUCCUGCAGCAUCAGCUCUGAUGGAGGAGACUGCGAUGCUCGACGCUGGCACUGCAGUGUCUGAGGUCCCGGUGAAGGUGGAGAAGACUGAGCAGUGCAAUGGCCCCGACUCUGCUGAGCAAGAGAGCUUUGGCUCAGACUGCCUCUCACUGGCCCAGUCAAGAUUACUUGACGACUGGAGGCCUGAGCAGCUGCAGCUUCAGGCGAACUCAUUCACUUCCUCUGUCAGCAACACUCUGGCUGAUCCCUCCAUCUUCCCAGGAGAGAUCCCAGAUCUAGACUUCCUCACUUCUGCUGCUCCCAGCCAGUCAGACCCGUUCCCCGCCCCACCACAUUCGCACAGAGACGCCUCUUCCCUCUCCAGUCAGGCUCCUCAUCAGCUCUACCCUGCUCACGGCUCAGCCCCCUCGCAUGUCUGUAAGGUCUGCGGUCAGUCUUUCAGUCGGCAGGAGGAUCUGCGCCGGCACCGCGGCCUCAUGCACCCGAAACAGACCGGCCAUCACCACAGGGGGCCCAAGCGCAGCCUGUUCCCCCCGGGACGGAGCCCCUACCACUGCUCACAGUGCGGCAGAGACUUCAACCGCAUGGAGCACCUGAAGAUUCACCAGAGGAUCCACACUGGCGAGCGGCCAUAUGUGUGCACCGUCUGCAGCGCCCGCUUCCGCCACUCAUGGGCACUAAAGCGUCACUUCCGCAUCCACACAGGGGAGAUGCCGUACCAGUGUGGGCAGUGCGGGAAAACCUUCCGCAACUGUGGGGGGCUGAAGUUUCAUCAGAGGUCACAUGCCAGGGGACAGAUGUGAAUGUUUAGGGAUUGUGUAAAGGCAGAAAAACACCAGUUACAGCCUCGCCUCUAAUUUCUGAAACUAUUUGUGUGUCAAAAGUUUGUAUCAAGAAAUACAGUCAGUUUUUCCUCAAAUCUGCUGUAAUAAUCUUACAUACAGUUGAAGAUUUAGUUUAGUAUUUUCCUUGUAAGACACAUUACUGUCAGGAAGGCAGUCACAUGGCUGGCCAUUUGUGUAUUAUAUAGCAUAUACAGUCAUAUGCAAAAGUUUGUGCACCCCUGGUCAGACAUGUAGAUUUUCUCAGUGAAAAUAAGUAAGUAUCCUCUACAGAGAACAUGUCUGCACAUUUUAAUGCACAAUUACUGUUUAU
Messenger RNA from Pygocentrus nattereri (red-bellied piranha), 2237 nucleotides. RefSeq lists its product as uncharacterized. Gene Ontology annotation, molecular function: DNA-binding transcription factor activity; RNA polymerase II cis-regulatory region sequence-specific DNA binding. The transcript has 3 exons. The record is from RefSeq and is a predicted model, not a curated record. The coding region runs from base 407 to 1885 and encodes 492 amino acids. Gene Ontology annotation, biological process: regulation of transcription by RNA polymerase II. Lineage: Eukaryota; Metazoa; Chordata; Actinopteri; Characiformes; Serrasalmidae.